This is a messenger RNA of Thermothelomyces thermophilus ATCC 42464, 1893 nucleotides long. RefSeq lists its product as uncharacterized. The coding region runs from base 499 to 1629 and encodes 376 amino acids. The record is from RefSeq and is a predicted model, not a curated record. The transcript has 3 exons. NCBI's taxonomy places the organism in Eukaryota, Fungi, Ascomycota, Sordariomycetes, Sordariales, Chaetomiaceae.
CCCAGUUGAUGCAGCCUCACUCUGUUCGUGCCUGACACCGCAGGUUGAGGUGACGCGUCCGAGUGGGCGACUCGGACCAACAUGACUGCGAAUGCUUCCUCACCCUAUUGGGCCUCUUCCUCCAAGGCCUAAGGUGGCUCACCAUGGAACAACACCGACCGCUGGGUUUAGUUUCUGAACGAAAACAUCUUUCUCUACAUCUUCCGGACGUUUUGAGAAAAGACGUUACGAUAUCGUUUUCUCCCUGCGCAAUGGAUGCAUCUUAUUGAAUAUAUCGACUGCGGUUGCAGCUGCCUUCUUACCUUAUUACUUCUUGCAGUUUUUGGUGUCGAGCCAACUGAGUCCGAGGCCCGAGAGAAGGAGUCAAAGAAACAAAGCCAACUCCAAAAGGUCCCAAUACACCCACUUCGUUCUGCAUGUAGCAAACAGUGCAACCAACACAUCAGCCGACGCAAACCAUCGACCAUCGACAUAUCGAAAACAACAAAACCAGGCGCAAUGCCGCGAGAGACCAACCCGCUGAUUUCCUCGUAUACCCAUCUUAAAGAGCUUCCCCGUGAGACUGAGGCUUUAGAUCUCCUGAAGAGGCUCGCUGCCCUGGUGAAGCCCAUCAUGCGGGCGCGAGGCUGGAAGGUCAAAACGUUGUCCGAGAUGUAUCCUCCCCAGGCUGAUCUCUGGGGGUUGAACAUUGACAGGAGCCACAUCCUCAUCCGCCUUCGACAUCCCCACGACUGCACCCAGUUCCUCCCCUUCGAGAAACUGGUAGACACCUUGCUGCACGAGCUCUGCCACCUCGUCCACGGGCCGCACGACCGCAAGUUUAACGCCCUGUGGGACGAGCUUCGCGAGGAGCUAGAACGCUUGAUGAUGAAGGGCUAUACGGGCGAUAGCUUCUCCGGCCAAGGCCGGCGACUGGGCGGCGAGGGUAAUCCGCCUUCCGAGGCCCGCCGCUUGCCUCGCCCGGGCUCCGAGAGGCGGCGGCCGGCUCUGGGCUUCCAGGGGGUCAGGCUAGGGGGCACCGCGCCGGCUCGCGACCAGAGCCUGCGCGACGCCAUUCUGGAAUCCCUCGCGCGGAGGGGCCACGACGUUGGCCGCAACUGCGCCAACGACCGGCCCCAACGUGAGAUCCAAGCAAUCUCGGAGGCAUGGCUUUCCAAUGGCUUCCGGACAAAGGCUGAGGAGGACGAGGCGAACGACGCGGCCAUCGCGCAGGCCCUUUGGGAGCUCGAGCAGGAGGAGAGGCGCAAGGAGGCCGAAGGCCGGCCCCCACCGGUUCCUGUCGCUUCGAGACCGCCACCGCCACCCCCUCCGCGGCCCGGGUCUCCCGAGUUGAGGAACUAUUGGACCUGUACCUUCUGCACCCUGAGAAACCCGACCGUAGCGACCAAGUGUAACGCAUGUGAAAGCCCACGCUCAGCGGGAAAUCUUGCUCGAGGCAGUUUGAGCGAAAUUAUAGACCUUACCGGCAGCCCUCCACAUGAAAAGCCAAAGCCCCUCCCCCCCAGCACGGCUACUGCGCCGCCAGUUCCACAGCGGCCAAAAUGCUGGAAGUGCUCAUUCUGCGGCAACGUGAUGGAACACCGUUGGUGGACGUGCCCGCUCUGCGGCAAGAUGAAGGAGAGCUCUUAACGUACGAGGCAGACAAUCUCGAAACAAAUCAGUGCCAAGAUCUCCCAGUCAACCGUGAUUGCCCGAGGUUAGACUCAUGGCCCCGUGAAUAUUGGAGUUUAACACAGUCCGGCCCUCUUGUGCAGUCAGUGGUGCUUGACAAACCCUAACCCUAAUCUAUACUGCAGUAAUGGGGCCCAAACAAGUCGAAGUUGAACAGAGUCACGUGAAGGCGCCCUGAACCUAAAUGGAAAAGCAAAGCAGAUGAGCUUCUUAAGAUGCUGC